AAAUAUGAUUGAUGACCUUCAUAGAUUCCGAUAGUGCCCAUGGCGCGAAUGUAGGCCACAGUGGGGCACCCAUUUUAGAGCAUCUACGUCAGAGACCUUCAAAAACAGAAGACGCUUCACUCGUGUGCCACGAAUUGAAGACACCACUCUUGUGGACGUGGCGGCUUGUGAUUGGACAGAGUCGCGGAAAGGAUGCGCUUGAUCCUUGCCCGCCGGUUGCCCUUGGUUACUGAAGGAAUCGACUGAUCAAGGUUCAUGCGAAAGGCUACGGUGUGAUCCGGUAUCGCUUACGGUGGUAAUCCUCGGUGUGUGGUAGGUAGAGUCCGGACGCGCUAAGCCAAAGGCUCACUCUAAUUGGUCUCCACUGGAAAAGGUACCCAAGUCUUGCUAGCUGAACACCCAGCUGCAGCCAAACCAGAAAUUCCAAGGUCUGACUUGGACAGCUGUGUCCUGUGGCUUUAACGGUUUACUAUAAAUUGACACCGAAUAACCUGUGGGACGGCAGGGCCUGUGUUCGCUGGGAAGCUGCCGAUCGGCGGAGCGUUUUAGUGUUGCAGCAAAUUCUUCUAGCCAUUCCGUGCCACCAGGGGUACUUUUAGCAACGGACUAAUCACCAGGCGUGCCUGAGGGUCGGCUGUAAGCCGCGGCGGCUUCGACUUGAGAAACACCGGGGAACACCUCCCAGCCGGAGACCAAGGCUUUCAGUGUGCAGCAGCUAAAGGAUUCUGCGUUUGUUUUGCGUCCUGAUAUUUGGCCGAUUGAACGAGCGUACUGUAAGUGUAACAGAAAGCUGUAAGGAAUGCGUUAACCGCUGCCGGAUUGAAGAAAGCUGUCAGAGCAACCGACAAGGCUGCUGCAUCGUGACGGAAGGCUUCUGAGAUCUCCAACACUUUCCCGGGAAAACAUUCUUCAGACUUGUGGUCCCUCAGUACUCGUAAGACCGCAACGAUGCCCGGAAUAACGUGGUACCAGUGGAUCCGGCCGUCCGACAUCCACUUCACGGCCGAUAUGGUCCCCUGCAAGUUCAGCAACGGCUCGGACAUGCUGGAGACCUUCAGGCAGCUUCUCUUCAACGAGAUUAAGAUUUCGGACAUACCCAAGAUUGAGGUUAUCUACAAAGACGGCUCGUGGUGGGCGUAUUUCGGGAACAGGCGGCUGUGGAUUCUGCGGGAGGUGGAGCGGCUGGGACGGUGUGCCGCCGUCGAGUGCAUAGUCCUCCCAAAGGACUUCUGUAGCGACGAGAAAUGGCUGAAAAAACUGAAGAACCGAGACGAGGGAAAUUCUGUUGGCGUUGAGAAAACGGAGAGGUUCGACAUCGAGUAUCAAACCAUCAUUGAGGCAUGGCGGAAAAAGACUAUCUAUGGCAUGGACGCGCCGACUCAGCUGGAAGUCAUGAUGGGGAAAGAGGCGGGCAGCCCGACCCCCCGGAGCCCACGUGACAAGGCGUUCACGUUCCCCAACGGUACCGGCACAAGCGGCUCCGCCACAAAGUCAGCCACCAAGACUGUGGGGCAGUUCUUCAAGGACCUCGUGCUAUGCAGCGUCAUCGUGUCUACUAGUGCAAUCGGAGCCCUCACCAUGGUCAGUUAUUUCAUGGGGAACAGUCUUGUUGCAACGACGAUGAAGAGCAUUCUCGCUGAGUUGGACUUCCCCUUUGACUGGGCUGAAGAAGAGUGAGUUCUUCCCCCCGAGAAGGUUGGGAUAAAUGACAACCUCCGUAGGUGUGUUUUAACGGUGCCGUCGCGGGCACAGGGCAGGAUGGACCGUAGUUUGGAACAAACAGACAGUCGGUACUUGGGAAGAAAGACUGGCCACUUGGCUGAGAACUACGGACACAGGACCACGGUUUGAGCACCACCUGAUGUACCACGCAGCGCUACGCACAGUAUGGCACAGGAAAACAGCUACUAGUGCUCAGGACGACAGUCUCGACAAUAUAGUCCUGCUAUUGUCCAACAAGUGCCGAACAACAUAAUAAACUGAGACUGAUGUAGGACCGUUCUUUCGAGCACUUCACCCUGUGAGAGCAUAGUAGGUCCUGAUGAAUUCUUUCCCCUGUUUUGUUUGCUACAAGCCCCUUUAGUCAAGAGGAACUUGACUAUCCGCCUGCAUAGAAUGGAACUGAUUGAGCCUGAAGGCAAGGAAGGAAAUGGUUAUCCGAUAUCAAACACAAACAAACUACAACAAACAUCAGCUAAGAGGCUUGUUCACUAGCGGAAUUAUAUCCCAUACGAUGUGCAAAGUCAGGACAUGUACAUAUAGUCUUCAUUUUUAUUCUUAGUAUCGUUCAGAAAUGAAGUGAGAUGUGCAAGGUCACACCUGUACAAUGUGUUUCGUCACAUUGCAUUAGCAUCACCAUCCAUCAACAUCUCUUAUCAUAGAUAAGGUUAGGUUACAAGAUAAUACCAGUGAUAAACUAACCUUCAACUGGUUUGGGUGAAAUGGGUUUUCUUAAUUCAUGAUCAUGUCAUUGUUCAAAUAAUAGACAAACCAUUACUAAAUCGAAUGCGUCAAAUGCCACGUUACAACUCCUUUCCACUAGAGGCUACCACUGACCAGCGGCUGACAGCGACCAAUUUGGUACAUAAAUCAACGAAUUUCAAGAUUUGAUUUUUAAGUCAUACUUUUGUGUCGUGCAUUAUAUUCCAACAAGAAAAUCAAUGGUCACACAUAACCAAUUCUAGGCGCUAAACGGUCGCUCAGCGAUCGCCGUCUACUGGAAGCCGCUCUGACUGGAAACUUAUAUAAACACAUUUUAUUGUUGUUACUCUCUUUAUGUAGUUUGCCAUACAUUGUACCAUGUGCAAUUGUCGUGCAAUAAAGUUCUAUAUAAAAGGGGAAAUUGUUCUGUCGGCAGUGCAACAGAGUUAUAUUUGCCACUGCCGGGUCGUGAGGCUACUCUGACCAUCAGUAGGCGUGAGAGGCAGCGGCAAUAGUUGGGAUAUUUGACCGAGCAAGAGGGAUUACGAUGGCCUAAUAUAGCCGUGACACAGAUAAAGCUAGCAAUUAGCGGUGCCCAGGAGAACUGCAUCGAACAAGACUGGGAUACAUGGUGACGAUAUCUUCGCCGGUCUAGUUGUACGUCCCUUUCCAGAUUCACACGAACCAAACUGUACUUCGCACGACUGUUAAAUAUAUUACUUUAACCGACUCGACUUUUCUCGAGCUGCAACACGUAAAUUCUCGCGAGACCAACUACACAUGCAUGGGGGACAGUGGGGACGUAUGUGGAGUUCAUCUUGCACAAACAGAAGAAGUCUCUCCAAGUCGAAUAAUAAUAUUACAAAUACAUUUAUCAUGGAGAAUUGUGCACGUGCAUAUGAACAAGAUGCACAUAUAUGUAUACCCCAUCAUUAUACCAAAUCAGUCAAGAUAUGAACAAAAUAUGAAGAGACAAACUGUUUUGGUCACAAUGACAGAUAUAUCGAUAGUCGUUACUCCUUUUUGUGCUGUAACGUUAGUACCCCGUAACUAUCACACGUAGUAACACUUGUCGGUAGUGUACCAUUGUAUCAUAACAUCCUAACACAAACCAAGUAGGUAAAUCUCCUUGGACAAACCUGUACAUGUCCUUAUGAUGAUAUGUUUCCUGUAUGUGUUGUCUGGUUAUGUAAUAACAGAUGGAAUGGUGUUGAUGUGACGAGAAGGGUGGGAAUGAUAGGAACGAGGAGAGAGCCUGUUGAGGACACGAGUGUACUUAUGUCCUACAUGCAGGGUACAUGAAGUCUUCGUUGGAGCGAUUUUGUUCUCGAUCAGUCUGCGUAUCUGCAGUUAUGACAAAACACGCAAGCCAGUGCUGCUGACAAACACCAUCGCUCGACUGGACGGAUGCUUGAAUGUCAGUGGACGAGAAAAGGUGCCGAGUUGACUGAUCAUGAUCAUUUGAUGUAGAAAAGAAAUUCUGAACAUGUAAGCACCAGUGGCCAGCACAGUUUUGAACUGUUGUUUCAUAAGAGCUAUGAUGUUUGUGUUGACGAAAAACUGUAACCUCAGAUUGUAUAAACUUAAUCAUAGUACAUGUGAUAUCAUCACUGCCUACUUAUAUUCCAUCCUUAGAGAACAGCCAUAAGUUAUACGUAUUCAACAAUACAUUUAGUACAUGUAUUUGCUAGUACUAGGUCAGGAUUGAAAGGACGUCAGUUGGCCUAGUCAACUAGGAGAAUGAACGGCCCCGAUGUUUAUGUAGUAUCGGAUUCACUAAUAUCAUUGGAAUAAAAAAACACAAAUG
This is a messenger RNA of Branchiostoma belcheri (Belcher's lancelet), 4228 nucleotides long. RefSeq lists its product as uncharacterized. The transcript has 3 exons. The record is from RefSeq and is a predicted model, not a curated record. Bases 949 to 1677 code for a protein of 242 amino acids. Lineage: Eukaryota; Metazoa; Chordata; Leptocardii; Amphioxiformes; Branchiostomatidae.